Messenger RNA from Rhizophagus irregularis DAOM 181602=DAOM 197198, 261 nucleotides. Lineage: Eukaryota; Fungi; Glomeromycota; Glomeromycetes; Glomerales; Glomeraceae. The record is from RefSeq and is a predicted model, not a curated record.
AUGAAGCAAGAACAGCCUUUCCUUGGAGUUAUACAUUUUUCGGCCUUUCCUUGGAGUUAUACAAUAAGUAGUGUAAUGUAUGGACAGUAUGGUUAUGAAAUUGCGUUAUGGAAUAACACUGACACAAUUUUGUUUUAUUUUUUAGUUCUUCGGCCUUUUCUCACAAGAAUUGCUGCACAUGGGUUGGUUUCUGGUUAUGGAAUAUGCGGUAAAGCUCAAGCCCAGCUCGAGUCAGCUCUUGAAUACAAAACUGGACUUUAG